AUGGGAACAGAUACUAGAAAGAAGCUUGGUAAGUCUUGCUUGGUAUGUCGACGCAGAAAAGUUAAGUGUGACAAGAUAAAGCCUGUGUGUCUUGCAUGCAUUAAGCAUCAAUCUACGGGGGAGUGCAAGUAUGAAGAUCGCGGAAAUAUACGGUUCUUUCACAUGGUUUACGAACAGCAGCAUGAUAGUGCUGGUUCAGGUGACAAAGUUUCUAAAACCUCAGGCACUAAGAAACAGCCUGUGCCGAAAAGCAAUGUGGUCCAGGAGCUGGAUUUCUUGAAGAACAAGCUACAUUCAUUAGAGGUCUUACUACAGGAAUCACCUCCUCCCACAGCAGAUCAAAAUACCAGCCCAAGUGUAAAGGUAAAUGGUGACUCGAAUUCGCUUGCAAAAUUUGGAGUUAUGGGCUUCAAUGAAGACUAUGGAGCUAUCGAAGUGAGGGCGGGUAGAUUAGCAUUUGCUGGACCUUUGCACUUCAUAGCCCUUUCUAGGCGAGAUCCAUUUCUCUAUGUGUUCAUUACACUGCUAAGGAAGCUGAGAUUUCAAACACAUGAUGAAGGAAUGAAAAACAAGUCAGAGGCACAUCGCAAGUACCCGUACAUUAAAUACUCACAAGACGAAAUUGCCUAUCAACUAAUUUAUAGCUCAACGGCCGCAGCAAAAGGAGAAGGUAGCUCCGAUGGCACGCAGGAUAAUAAAUCGGACAAGGAAGAUGCUCCCAGUAAUAGUAAGGCGCAUGGGGACAAAAAUUCAACAGGGGAUGCUGAGAAUGCUGAAGACUCUGAAGAUGCAGAUGACUCAGUGAAUAAGUCCAGUUCACAUUUUUCAACUAUUGGCGAUAAUGUUGAGCUCAGGUUCAAGAAAAAGCUUAUGGAGAACGAAGGGUUAGAUGAAAUGGGAUCAAUAGAUCAUAGGCAAGAUAUCACAAAUAAUCCAUUAUCCGUCGUAAAUCUUUUAAAUCAGGAGAACAAGAUGAAAUCGUCUUUAGAAAACGAAACGAGUAGCACCCCUGCCAAUCAAAACGGUGAUCUUGCGAUAUGGAGAAAACUUCAGACCCUGCUAUCUACAUUGCAGCAGCAACAGUUGGAACAGCAGAAGAAGCUGCUCGCAAAUCAGAGAGUUCCGGAAAUGCUUUUCGGUCAAUUUGCAUCAAGUAGUCCUAGCUCUGAAUGGACUGUACUCUCAAUUAUUCAAAGCAUUAUUCCGACUGAUAAGCUUAUCUGGAUCCAUAUUGAUAACUUUUUCAAGUCUCCACUAUAUGCUCUUUAUCCUGUUUUGAAUGAGGACUGGUUUCGUGAUACAAUGACAAACUUCAUCGGAGAACGAAGAGAUAUAGAAGUACAGCCAAAAGUCACUAUUUUAAAGAGAUUUGGGUUUUCCAAUGUUGGCUGCUUACUCAUAGUUCUAAGACUUUCAUUUUUGAUGUAUCCCGAUAAACUUGAAAACUGCUCGACAGACGAAGAGCGGUACGUUUUGUCGCAUCCGAUCGGUAUUGAAUUCAUAAACGUGGCGCAGAUGUGUCUGAAUCUAUUCAAAAUGCUGAGAAAAGGAGUUCUGCCCGUCUUGCAUUGUGCACUCCUGUUACGUAUCUAUAGAAGAUAUGCCCCUGAGGAGGGCGACGUUGUUGAUGGAGGGGAUACAGAACCAUUUACAGGAUUACUAGUGCGCAUAGCAACUUCUAUUGGUUUAAAUACAGAAGCAGAGACUUCAUAUCAAUUAUCUCAAUCGCCAUGGUAUCUCCAGGCUUGGAGGAAAUGCUGGUAUAUUAUCUACUUUUUGGAUGAGUAUGAAGCAAUGAAUAGUGGUAACACGACAAUUAUUGAUGGGGAUUCUUUCAACACAAAGCUUCCGUCCAUCGAUGUCGACGCAAAUGGAGAGUAUCCUAGCUAUGUCACGGAUGCUAAGGUUGAGAAUGCGUCCAUAAGUUGCUUUACUAAGAACUUCAAUCUAUCUUUGUAUUGCCGCACCCUACUGAAAAUUGUUGUUAAUAAGAGAUCCAAAGUUAGCUGUCAAGCUGUUCAGAAAGCCAUCGAUGAAGUCGAAGAUUGCCUCAGGGAGAACUUUGGUGACGAUCUCAAGACAAUUAUUUCUCAACCUUGCACCACUAUUGAGGAGUCAAUACACAAGUGUAACAACUUCAAAACUUAUAUGGAAACAAUUUCAUUUCUGAUAAUGGUUUAUUUUCAUCUGUAUUUGCAUGUGGACAAACUGGUGGCUGAAGAUUCCAAAACAUACGAUCCAAAGAUGUCUUUUUUUUAUCUCAAAAAAUUACUGAAUAUUUACGCUGAAGUUGAGCCUGUACUCAUUCUCCUGUAUUAUAGCAAAGUUACAACGGCGCAAAAAGAUGUCUUCGAAGUAAUUUUUGGUCAUAAUUCGAAGAUGAUUAUCUCCCAGAGCUGUUGUUUGUUCAUAUCUAGGUAUUCUGUCAUCAUGUUAGGUUUGGUAUCAAGAUUGGAGCAUCUCAAGUUUAAUUAUUUGAAUAAAGAAGAAAAGCACAAUUUGUUUAGACAUCCCGAAAUUAUAAAGAGUCUGCCCAAAAUGAUAGAUCUAAUAAUAAAGAUUGCGCUUGAUAAAUUUGCAAAUUUUGCAAGUAUAAAUCAACUAUUGAGUGGCACUUAUUUCUAUGCAUGGAAGCUUUUCAAAGGAAGGCCUUAUCUUUAUAAACUAUUGAACAAUCAAGUUAAUAACCUUUUUGAUUUGAACUCCAAAAUGAACCAGCAACACGUAAAACUAUCUGGGAGAGACUUAGAAACCGGGGAGCCCCUUCUGCAGGAUGCAUUAAAUCCUUUGUAUGCCAUUCCCAAAUUCAAUACACUGUUGUUUGCUGAGCUCUCUGAUUUUGGUGAAAUUCUGUCCAUUCUCAGCUCAACGAAAUGGGAUGCAUUCGCGCCUUACAUUAAAGAAGAAGAGGCAAGAGUAGCUCGGGAAUAUAGAACAAACGAGUUCAGGAAGAAACGCAAUGGCGGUAAGCCGAAGAAAUCAUCAAUAUCUUCAAGAAAUAGUAAGAAGAGCCCCGGACUUUCUGAAGUACGCUCUAGAAGCCAGAAUUUUGGGCCAAAUGACGUUUCGUAUAGUAAUUCUCCUCAGAGCACCCUUUCGGGAAGUGACGUGAACUCUGCGACGGUAGGAACGACAGAUGAUAUUGAGGGUCCCAAUGAUCGGAAAACAUUGGACGAAGUUGAUGCAUUCUGGUAUAGCACGAUGCUUCGUAACGCCAAUGGAAAUGCAGACUGGACUCCUUCCCCCUCUAACAACUUUACGUCUCGCCAUCAAAAUGUCGAGUUGCGGGGAAAGCCUAACAGUCAGCUUGGGAUUAGAACUGAUAAUGGCGGCUAUGAAGAGCAGGCCGAAAACGCAGAAAAGAUCGUAAAUGAUGAAAUAAGUAAUGGAAAUGUGGGCUUAGAUGAGCUUUUUAACAACCAGGCGUUGUUACAAGAGCAUGUCAUUCAGCAGUUACAACAGUUAACUAGCCGACAAGCUACAAUCAAUGACCAGCAUGCUCAAAAGAGCAUUGGUAAUACUUAUGAUGUCUCUAGAAGUGAUUCCCCUAGGGACAAUCCACUUAACAAAGACACAAAUGCUGUUGCCGAUGCAGAUAUCGGUACAUUUUCAAGCUUUGAUAAUUUUGACUUAUUUUUUCCAAUAUCAAGUGUUUACGGUGAUGACGUGGAUCUUAAAUAG
Messenger RNA from Lachancea fermentati, 3681 nucleotides. The record is from the annotation of a GenBank genome assembly. NCBI's taxonomy places the organism in Eukaryota, Fungi, Ascomycota, Saccharomycetes, Saccharomycetales, Saccharomycetaceae.